AUGUAUGCGGGAGUAGACCCUACCGCUCCUUCUUUACACGUCGGCCACAUGUUACCGUUCAUGGUUUUGGCUUGGGGUUAUGUAUGGGGCUUGCCGGUGACAUGGGUGCUUGGUGGCGCCACAUCCCGCGUCGGUGACCCAACAGGACGUCUGAAAGGAAGAGAACAAGUCCACAGCUCGGUGCGAAAAGCGAACAUGGCCAGCAUGCACAUGCAGUUGAAGAAGCUGGGUGCGAGCAUUGAACAGUACGGCAAGAGACAUGGAUACGAGAAGAAAUGGGCUUGGAAGCGUUCUUUGGUAAACAACAACACAUGGUGGAACAAGGUGCCAUUCAUUGAAGUUCUUCGGGACCUAGGCGCUCACAUGCGGCUUGGCCCUAUGCUGGGCAGGGAGACUGUCAAGAACCGGCUGUCGAAAGGCGAUGGCAUGUCAUUCUCAGAGUUCUCUUAUCCCCUGUUGCAGGCAUGGGAUUGGUGGGUUCUCUUCAAGAAGGGCGUUCAGGUCCAAGUGGGAGGUACCGAUCAGUAUGGAAACAUUCUCUUUGGUAUGGACUCCGUGAAGGCCAUUAGUAAGAACACGGCCAUGGAGCAGGAAAGAGAUCCUUUGGAAAAUGAUAUAGACAACCCUAUUGGGCUUACAACACCACUGCUGACGGCACCAAAUGGUGAAAAGUUUGGAAAGUCUGCUGGCAACGCUAUCUGGCUUGACAAGGAUAUGACCUCUACGUUCGAGCUGUAUCAGUUUUUUGUUCGGACUCCGGAUGAUGUUGUCGAGCGCUACCUUAAAAUGUUUACCUUUCUUCCCCUACCUGAGAUUGCCAAGCUCAUGGAAGAGCAAAACAAAGACCCAUCCAAACGGGUUGCUCAGCACGCUCUGGCUGCAGAGUUCGUGGAGCUAAUCCACGGCAAACAAGAGGCGGAUGCAGUUGCUCUCCAACAUCGUCAAUUGUUCCGCUCACGGUCGUCUACAGCUGAGCCUACUCCCCUGCAGAAAAACUCCAGUCCACCUGCCGGCCACGCCCAGUCACCAACAUCGGGUUUCGUAAAUCCUCAGUCAGGAAACCAGUAUGCUCCUCAAACUAAUUUUUCGAACAUGCCAAGCAUCCAGGUUACCCUCCCCGAGUCUCUAGUUUAUGGCCAAAACUUCCACAAGAUCCUGUGGUCUGCUGGCCUGGUUUCUUCUAAAGGUGAAGGCCAUCGCAUCGUUACGAACAAAGGGGCUUACGUAGGAAGCCGGCCGGGAGACUCAGGCCCAAUGUCGGACGACUUGGCCUUUACACCCAUUUUAACAUGGCCAGCGGAGAAGACCAAAGACUUCAUUGUCGAUGGUAAUAUCCUAUUCCUCAAGUUGGGCAAGUGGAAGUUCAAGACAGUGAAGAUCGUCAGCGACGAGGAGUUCAAACGGCUCGGACUCAGUGCCCCUGGUUGGGAACCGGAGGAAAGCGCUCCUCAGCCCGCUACAGAUAACUGA
Aspergillus oryzae RIB40 is the source of this 1470-nucleotide messenger RNA. RefSeq names its product tyrosine--tRNA ligase MSY1. The coding region runs from base 1 to 1470 and encodes 489 amino acids. The transcript is spliced from 4 exons. The record is from RefSeq and is a predicted model, not a curated record. Gene Ontology annotation, cellular component: mitochondrion; cytosol. Gene Ontology annotation, biological process: tyrosyl-tRNA aminoacylation. Gene Ontology annotation, molecular function: RNA binding; ATP binding; tyrosine-tRNA ligase activity. Lineage: Eukaryota; Fungi; Ascomycota; Eurotiomycetes; Eurotiales; Aspergillaceae.